Molecule: messenger RNA, 582 nt
Organism: Hibiscus syriacus
Lineage: Eukaryota; Viridiplantae; Streptophyta; Magnoliopsida; Malvales; Malvaceae
Product: pre-mRNA-splicing factor CWC22 homolog
Exons: 1
Coding region: 1-582 (193 amino acids)
Source: RefSeq, a predicted model, not a curated record
AUGAAUGAGUUUAAAUCAACUCCUGCCAAUACCCGGGAGGAAGAUCCUAGGAAAUCGGUCUCUCAAGGUCACAAUUUCGAUUAUUCGAGUUCGAAUAUUUUUAUCGAAUCAGCUUCGUUUAUGUUGAUUAGUAUUUGGUUUACAGAUGUGAUUAGCCGAGAUGGUUCGAGGGAUCAAAGCUUACCAGCAACAGAGACGGCAGACGUGCCUAAAUCAUCAAAACGUGGUUCAUCUUCAACUAGGAAUGGUCCUACAGGAGAGUCUAAAGGGAAGGAGAAAUCAGAUAAGCCUAAGAAUCCAAAGAAGAGUUCCAAGACCAAUUCUUCAAAGGAAACUUCAGAUAGCACCACAAAGCCUAAGAAAAAGCCGAAGGAACACAAGGAGCCAAAGGAACCAAAGGACUCGGUCGACUCGGAUAACCAGAAGAAAAGUAGUCGACGAAACAAGUCGAAAGAGAGUGUCGAGGGAUCCUCCAGGAGGUCCAAGACCCGGGACAUGGAAGCUGGAUCCGAGUCAGGGUCUGUAACUGGUAUCCGAGAGGAUCGACUAAGUACUGGUUCAGGUUUUGAAGGAGAAUUCUGA